This is a messenger RNA of Sander lucioperca (pikeperch), 4725 nucleotides long. It is a transcript of the gene ehd3, whose product is annotated as EH-domain containing 3. The transcript is spliced from 9 exons. The record is from RefSeq and is a predicted model, not a curated record. Lineage: Eukaryota; Metazoa; Chordata; Actinopteri; Perciformes; Percidae. Gene Ontology annotation, biological process: endocytosis; endosomal transport. Gene Ontology annotation, molecular function: calcium ion binding; GTP binding; protein binding. Gene Ontology annotation, cellular component: cytoplasm; plasma membrane. The coding region runs from base 951 to 2558 and encodes 535 amino acids.
UUGGACUGCCCACCGUUGGGCACUUCCGCCGGGCUCGGGUUUCCUUCGACUCGGCAUUUAAAUUGAGAUGCAGGACGUCAGCUGCUGCUACAUUCAGCGCAGUGCUAUGACAGAAAAUAACCAGUAGCACUAGCAAAACAGGCUCCUUUUAUUUUUUAACACAAAAACGACAGAAAUAACUAUUGGUCCAGGGUUGUUUUAUGGGCAGAAGAGCGGUUGAACAAUAACGCUGCUUGAGCUCUGACAGCAGCUCGGUGCAUCAUUUUUGGGAUUCCUCUGCUAGCUGUUGGACAAGAUUGAAUAGCGGUAACGUGAUGUUGUGCAUGAGCGGAAUGAUUUAACUGACUGACAUAGACUGGUAAACAAAACCAAACUUAUUGAAUGCAGUGUUUUUUGGCCCAGGAACACGAGUGGCCUGGUCUGGGACGACUGGGACGACCGAUGGACUAACGUUGAAUGAUGAGAGUGCAUUCAAAGGGUCAGGUUUAAAUUCUGAUUAACAUAUACAACAGUUUGGAUUUCUGUUGUAGACAUUAACGGAGACAAACAUCUUAAAUUUGCCUUCAGCUGGGGUGGAUAUAGGCUAACAUCCCACAGUAUCAUCAAUAACAACAGUCUUCACCCAUUCUAGUGAAGCACGACAGACAGACUGUUAUUUCAUCUAUAUACGUUUUUCUUGAGACUAAUGUGUGAUCUUUAGAUUUUCCAAAACAGACUUUUUUUGCAACAACAAUAUAGAUUUAUUUUAGGGUGUUGUAGGCUACUAUACUUUUUCUUUGGAUUUGAAGGUGGAUCUUAAGUUAUUUGUUUUUUUUAAAUAAAUUAGAUCUUUGCUUCAUCUUCUUCUUGCCUUAAAUGUAAAAUAAGCUGACACAAGUGACAGACAGCAUCUUUGACCAGUUACACUUCUCAAAGGCUUUAAUAGCUUUAACAAUAAGCAACCAGCAAUCAUGUUCAGCUGGCUUGGAAGCGAUGACAGAAGGAAGAAGGAUCCUGAGGUCUUUGCGACUGUCAGUGAGGGACUGAAGAAGCUCUACAAAACCAAACUCCUGCCGCUGGAGGAGAGCUACAAGUUUCAUGAGUUUCACUCUCCGGCUCUGGAGGAUGCAGACUUUGACAACAAGCCCAUGGUCUUACUGGUGGGACAGUACUCCACCGGCAAGACAAGCUUCAUACGCUACCUGUUGGAGCAGGAUUUUCCCGGAAUGCGGAUCGGCCCCGAACCCACCACGGAUUCCUUCAUCGCGGUAAUGCAUGGCGACACAGAAGGAGUCAUCCCCGGCAACGCUUUAGUGGUUGACCCCAAGAAGCCCUUCAGAAAGCUGAACGCAUUUGGAAACGCAUUCCUCAACAGAUUUGUGUGUGCCCAACUGCCUAACCCAGUGCUGGAAAGCAUCAGUGUGAUUGACACACCAGGAAUUCUGUCAGGAGAGAAACAGAGGAUCAGUCGAGGCUAUGACUUUGCGGCUGUCUUGGAGUGGUUUGCGGAGCGAGUGGACAGGAUCAUAUUACUGUUUGAUGCUCACAAACUGGACAUCUCUGAUGAGUUCUCAGAUGUGAUAAAAGCCCUGAAGAACCAUGAAGACAAGAUCAGGGUUGUUCUGAACAAGGCUGACCAGAUAGAGACCCAGCAGCUGAUGAGAGUGUACGGUGCCCUGAUGUGGUCACUGGGGAAAAUAGUCAACACUCCUGAGGUGAUCCGCGUGUACAUUGGGUCAUUUUGGUCCCACCCUCUGUUGAUUCCAGACAACAGGAAGCUGUUUGAAGCAGAGGAACAGGACUUAUUUAAGGACAUUCAGUCUUUACCGAGAAAUGCAGCACUUAGAAAACUCAACGAUCUGAUUAAGAGGGCAAGACUAGCCAAGGUCCACGCCUACAUUAUCAGUGCACUGAAGAAAGACAUGCCCUCUGUGUUUGGGAAGGAGAACAAGAAGAAAGAACUGAUCGGCAGCCUGGGAGAUAUUUACAAACGCAUAGAGAGAGAGCAUCAGAUAUCACCUGGAGAUUUUCCUAAUCUGAAAAAGAUGCAGGACCAACUCCAAGCUCAGGAUCUCAACAAAUUCCAGCCUCUGAAACCCAAACUCCUGGAGGCAGUGGAGGACAUGCUGGCCCACGAUAUCGCUGGCUUAAUGGUCCUGGUCCGACAAGAAGAAAACCAGCGUCCCAACCCAGUCGUGAAGGGCGGUGCGUUCGACGGCACUAUGGACGGCCCGUUUGGUCACGGGUAUGGUGAAGGAGCCGGCGAAGGCAUCGACGAAGCAGACUGGGUUGUCGCACGUGACAAACCUGCUUACGAUGAGAUUUUCUACACAUUGUCUCCCGUCAAUGGGAAGGUGACCGGAGCCAACGCCAAGAGGGAGAUGGUGAAGUCAAAACUGCCCAAUACGGUGCUGGGAAAGAUCUGGAAGCUGGCCGACAUCGAUAAGGAUGGGAUGCUUGAUGAUGAGGAGUUUGCGUUGGCCAAUCACCUGAUAAAAGUGAAACUGGAGGGACAUGAACUGCCAUCAGACCUGCCUGCACACCUGGUGCCUCCUUCCAAGAGGAAAAUACCUGAGUAAAUGUAAGAUUACAUCAUUCCCUACCCCGAAAACCUGUAACUAGAUCCACCCCCUCCACCCAGAAGAAACUUAUCAAAAUUCAAAUAGGAAUAUUUCUGUAGCAAUAUAGCAAAACAACACUAUUAUUUUUUGAAAAUAUUUGAACAAAAUUAGACCUCAUUUCCAACUCUGUUGGAUUCCAACCUGCUCUUUUGCUGUCCUCCCCACAUUUGCAGUCUUUCCUUAGCUUCAAGAGGCAAAUAUUACUACAAAAUAUUCAGUCAAAUAAAGAAUGAUAAUGACUUAGCAUUUGGAUUUAAAUGCUACAUUAUUGCAGUGCUGAAAUGGCUUUUACCAGGGUAGAAAAACUUUUUGAGUCCUUUAAGUAUGAGAUAUUAGGAGCUGUUAGGUAGAACUGGGGUUUGAGAUGUUAGGACAGCUGAUAUGGUAAUUAAUAAAGACAAACUAUUUAAAAGUCUAAAACAAGAAACACUGGAAUACAACAACAUGUAAGGUGAUCUAAACUACUGGAAGAACAUGGGAGAGAUGUGAAAAUGUGAAGACUAAAAGAAAGAUGUUUUGUUGAUAGGAUCAUUCUGUGAGAGGGGAAGAUUGGGAUAUAAAAAUGAAAAAUAUUGUAUUAUUAUCUGUAACGAAUACAGUAAACUCAUGUUUGACUACAAGAUUCCACACGGCCGCCAAAAACAUGCCACAUUCCUUGUAUCUCGAGGUCCUGCAUUGUUUUCGAUCUCCUGGCACAUAUUAAAGAGCUACAAAGGUUUCCUGCCAAGUUGCUGGAAAAAACACACAAACAAAUUUGUAGAAGCGUGCACACACACACACACACACACACACACACACACACACACAGAAAAUUAAAUUAACAGUUAUAUUGUUUAACCAGAGCAGAGAAUAGAAAGUGUGGAGCACCAAUUAUUAUAACAAGAAAAUGGCCUACAUCAACUUUAAAACAAAUGUGAUAUUUGUUUAAAUGACAUCACCAUCAUUUAACUGUAGCACCUGGAUUGACCUAAUGCAAUGAAGGAGGAAAAUGUUUUUUCUAAUGGGAAACAAUCAUGGGAGAAACUAAGGAUGGCAAGUGUUGAGUCUAUUUUAUGAUUUUUACAUAGUUCUAAAUAUUAUUAACAUGUUUGGGAAUACUGUGACUGUACUAUGGAACUAUAUAAUGGGUCUUGUUUGGACACACGAGUGUGCAGACAGUCUCAGUAUAAAUGUAUUGUAAGGACUUGUGUUGUGUUGAAUGUGCAGACGUUCACUGUUCUGUGUGGUCUCAUCCUGACUAUGUAUGCAUAUGACCACAUGUAUUGGUGGUAUUAUUUGUAACGUAUAUGUAUUAAGUCGGGCUACUGAGUCGGGAGUAUUCCAGUGGGCUGUUCAUUGAAAAUGGAUGAAUCAGUUUUUGUUCACCUUGAAAGUGACGUAACCUAACAGUCCAGAGAGUGAACACACAGCUGUUUGCUUUUUUUGUGAUGAUAACAAAACACUAAUUAACACAUUUUUCAAUAAAAAUAAAAAUGUGGCUUUCCAUUCCAUGUGUUUAAAUUGUAUACAUGUAAUAAAUGUAAUCUGAUUUACUCUAGCGAUAUGCCAGUAUGUAUGUUGUGUGUGUAUAUAUAUAUAUUUUACAUUAGGACCAUAUUUGUGGUUGAUGAUGUGUCUUGAUCAUAAGAUGAAACACUAAACUAACUAAAUGUGGGUUCCCAUAUGAUAAGAAAUGUGUUUUAUGAGUCGGACAGUAUUCACCCAGGUUAAGCUACAGAAAUGACUGAAAUAUUUCCAGUUUAUGGACAUAUUGUGCCCCUCCCUGUGUGUCUAUGUGCUCUUACUGUGAAUCUACUGUACAUAUUAAGACUAUUUUCAUUCCAUAAACACAGAUUGAGAAAUCAUCCACAUCAUCUCGGGUGCUUGCUCACAUUUCACAGAUGAGCCAGAUCAGAUCAUAUAAAGUUGUUUGAAUGUGGAUUCCUUUGGAAAACAAAGUCCUUGAAAUUGAGUUAUCUUCAUACCCUGACAAAUUGCAACAUGAGAUCCUGUGUUCUGGUAAAUACACUAAGUGGAAACACUGGCGUUAUGGCUUUUUUUCUGUUCUAAGAUAGUUAUGCAUUGCUAAAUCUGUACUUCACUGCUUUUCUGUAAACAUAAGUGUAAUAAACUUUCAUUUACUCAA